Molecule: messenger RNA, 498 nt
Organism: Strongylus vulgaris
Lineage: Eukaryota; Metazoa; Nematoda; Chromadorea; Rhabditida; Strongylidae
Source: the annotation of a GenBank genome assembly
GAAACGCCCCAGAAUGAUGCAGUGUAUGGCACAAUGACUGACAAGGCAACAUCUAGUGUCAUUGGCAAAGGAGCUAUCACAAAUGCCAACUUAUCUGCCCAAGAUUUGUAUCGCAGGGGUGUCAUUCAUGACAUUUCCAAUGCCGAGGAAUCACCCGCCAAGAUGAGCGUUCACGACACAGUGGCACAGAGCACUCCUCGUGAAGAUGUGAUUUAUGACACAGUUGCUCCACAAGAAACCUCUUCCAAGAACAACGGCACAUCUCCAGAACUCUACAAAGAUUCAUUUCCCAAAGACGGUGUUUACGAUACAGUUGCUGCUAAGGGAUAUGGAGCAUAUAGCAAAGAGGCGAUCUAUGACACGGUUGCUGAAUGUGCACAUCCAUUUGAACUCAUGCAAAUUAUUGCUGCCCGCGCUUACUAUUUUUGGGAGCACCACGUACUUACGGAUAUACUAGUCUUAUUUCUGAUUUCUAUAGCAGGAUGUGGUCAAAAGUAA